Molecule: messenger RNA, 4112 nt
Organism: Aethalodelphis obliquidens (Pacific white-sided dolphin)
Lineage: Eukaryota; Metazoa; Chordata; Mammalia; Artiodactyla; Delphinidae
Gene: CBLN3
Product: cerebellin 3 precursor
Exons: 3
Coding region: 474-1091 (205 amino acids)
Biological process (GO): maintenance of synapse structure
Cellular component (GO): synapse
Molecular function (GO): protein binding
Source: RefSeq, a predicted model, not a curated record
GAGGGGAGGAGCUGUAGGAGCUGUCUCACACAUACGCACACACUCACACACAUACACAUACAAGAAUUCACAGUCUCACACAGACACCCAUGUUCUCUGUCGUCCCAGUUCCAGCCUUCAGUGCUCUCGGGAGGGGCUGCCCUGGGGUUUUGGCUGUAGCCCUCCUGUAUGGCUGCCUCAUUUCUCCUCUCCCUCCCAGAGCCCAGCUGCUGUCAUUUUGUGCCCUGCCGAGGAGGCAGGAACUGCAGUGACAGCAGGAGUAGGAGGCAGGAACUGCAGUGACAGCAGGAGUGAGAGGCAGGACAGAGUCGUGGGGCACAGAGAGGGAUGGAGAGGGAGAUGCCAAGACCAGGUGACCAUGAGUCCCAGAGAGGGCUGAGAAGCAGCGUGAGGGGUGGUGAGAGCCUGGAGGAGAGGUGGACAAAACCAAGGAGCAAACAGAGAAGGCUUGUGGGUCACAGAGCCACUCAACCAUGCUGGGAGCAAAGCGACACUGGCCACCAGGUCCCUCACUCAGCCCUUGGCUGACCUUGGCCCUGACACUUAUGGCCCUGAGGACAGGGUGGGCCCAGGAGGGGACAGAGCCAGUCCUCCUGGAAGGUGAGUGCCUGGUGGUCUGUGAGCCCAGCCGAGCUGCGGCAGGGGGGCCAGGGGGAGCAGCCCUGGGAGAGGCACCCCCUGGAAGAGUGGCAUUUGCUGCAGUCCGAAGCCACCACCACGAGCCAGCAGGAGAGAUCGGCAAUGGCACCAGUGGAGCCAUAUACUUCGACCAGGUCCUGGUGAACGAGGGCGGUGGCUUUGACCGGGCCUCAGGCUCCUUCGUGGCCCCUGUCCGGGGCGUCUACAGCUUCCGGUUCCAUGUGGUGAAGGUGUACAACCGCCAGACUGUCCAGGUAAGCCUGAUGCUGAACACAUGGCCUGUCAUCUCGGCCUUUGCCAACGACCCAGACGUGACCCGGGAGGCAGCCACCAGCUCUGUGCUACUGCCCCUGGACCCUGGGGACCGGGUAUCUCUGCGCCUGCGUCGAGGGAACCUGCUGGGUGGCUGGAAAUAUUCAAGCUUCUCUGGCUUCCUCAUUUUCCCACUCUGAGGACUCAAGCCUUUCAAGGAAGGAAAUCUAGCCCCUGACCCCUGCCCUCUGCCCUCUCCUGCCCCAGAAGUAGCAUCUUCAGGGCAGGAGAGAGACUCCCUCUGGCUGCCUUUAUUAUUCCACGUCCUUGCAUGGGACCCUGUACCAAACAUCCAAGGUGAAGAGUAGAGCUCUGGUGUCUCGGGACCUGCCCCUCUUAACCUGCCCCUCACAGUUGCCUCUCACUGCAUCUCUUUCUGCCUGCAGCCCUAGGAUCAGGGCAGGGUUUGGCAGGUAGGGAGGCCUGUGCUACUUAGAAGACUCUGCUCCUCCUGUCCCCCCAACUCCAACCCAGCUUCCUGCUCAGUGCUAUUGGGGAACAGGUGGUACAGGUGAGCCUGACAGGCCCCUACAGGGGACCAGAUGGACCAGCCUCAGCAUACCCAGCAGGCUCCUUCCUGUGAGGAGUGCCAGCAUCACAGAUCUCGGCCAGCACAGUCAGAAGCUGAGCCAGCACUGUGUGCACUAGAGCAGGAGGGAGACUCAGCCAGUAGCAGAACUGUGGGGAGGGCCACAGAGCAGCCCAGAGCCUGUGGCUGGUGCGGCAGGAAGGGGGCAUGCUCCCAGCCUGAACACGGUAUACAUUUUUCACGUACAUUGGGGCAGCCAGCCGACGGUGAACCCGGCAUCUAUUUGUGGAAGAUCCCAGAUGGACUCUGGCCCUCAUCUCCCCACCCAAGACAUGGGUGUGUAUGUUUGCUUUGGCCGAGAGUGGGUAUACAAAGGUCCCUUUGGCAGCUGGAGGUGGAGGUAGGUCACAUGUGGGCAAUUGUAGAUCUCCAGGCAUGGAACACAUCAAUGACCGUGGCCCCCUCCUAGAACUGCUCCACCUUUGUAGUCUCAAGUUCAAUCACUUCAUGCUCUGACCACCACCUCCUUCCUCCCAGCUCUCUCAGGGACCUUCACUGUACCUGUCCCACACUAUCCCACAACCUCUCUUCUUUCUCCUGAUUUGUGCUGUCUUAUCCUCCUCCUUAAAAUUCCUUGGAUUCCAUAAUUCAUCCUUUCAACCACUCUCCUGCCAGUAUUAUAAACUGUGUCUCACCUCUCUGUCCCAUUGGCCCAGCAUGGAUGAAUCUAUCAAUAAAGUAAUUAGAGAAUGAUGCUCAGUGAGACCCUAUAGGAUCACUAAAGAGAGAACACGACAUUACAACUGGGUUCAGGGGUUACAGGAUACAAGCAGGUAUGCUGUAGGGAAAAUAAAUGUAAAACUGUAUGUCAGAGUCAAAUAAAAAAGGAUUUGGUAGUGCCUGAGUUAAAUAGGAAAUACCAAUUGUGAAUUUGUGGUUUUCAAAAGAAAUAACUUUUUCAAAUUUUGUCACUAAAGCGGCAUAGAAACAACAUCAGGAAAAAAUCUGAUAUGCAUUCUUAGCACCUGAAGCUUUGCCUCAGAUAUUAUUCUCCUUUAAAAGGACUCAAGGUCCCUUGGAGAAUAGCUCCAUGUCAUAAAUAACUCUAGGCCUGGAACCUAUUGGUGAAGACAAAAAGCAAAGGUGCUUUCUUAAAUGUAGGGUAGAGCUGAGAAGGCAAAGGAACCAAUCUUAAUAGGCUUCCACAAAUUGACAUUCUGUGACAAUUUGAUAAUCAAAAGGAAAAUAAUAUUGUUAAUUGGAACAAGGUGAAUUUUUAAAAUCCACAACUCUGUUGUGAUUUUCAAAAAGGAAGAAGUAACUAUACAGUGUACAAAAAUGUAGUUAGUCUACUGAGCGAAGAAGUAUGACUAUAAUAGGAUAUUUUUAGUUAAUUUUGAUAAGUAGAAGAGUAUAAGUAGAGCAGAUAUUAUAUCUAUGCAUAAGGUGCAUUUUUUUCUUUAUCUGCAUAAGUAGGGAGGGGUGGAUCCAGAGAGCUCUCAGUAAUUCCAGAAAACGUUGGAACUGUACCAAAAAUGAAAGAGACUGAUCGGCACCAUCUGGUCAUAUAUUACAACUAGGAAGAAAGAAGCUCCCACAGUGUGUUACAUGAACAUGAAUUAGGCAAACGUCCAAAAGAUAACUGCUCACUGCUCAAACAUGAUCCUUCAUUUCUUGGGAAAGGGGGCCUCUCUACUACCCUACUAAUUAUAAUGAGAUUACAGGAACAGUAAAACCCAAAAUAAUAAUGGCUUAAACAAGGUGGCAGAUUAUUUCUGUCUCACAUAGAAGAAUCUGCAAAUAAAGACUGCAGGGUUGGAUGGCAGUUUUAUGAUCGCCACAGCCCAGUUUCCUUUCUUGCUGUUCUACCACCUUUAGCAUAUCACCUCCUGACCCAAGAUAGCUCCUUGAGCUCCAGCCAUUACUUCACCCUUACAGUCCCAGAAAGGAGGAAGGAAGGGCACACCCAUUUCCUUUUAAAGAAGCUUUCUGAGAGGCACCUCCAACAGUUCUGUUUGCAUCUCAUUGGCUAGAAUUUAGUCAUAUCUAGCCACACCAGGCAAGGGAGAGAGGCUAGGGAAUAGAGUCUUUAUUCCAGGCAGCUAUGCCCAGCUAAAAGUCGGGAGUUAUAUAAUAAGGAAGAAGAGGAGACUGGAUACUGGGGAAAACAACAAUAUUGGGGAAGUUUGUAAAAAUGAAAAUGAGCUAGAUAAAUUUGUAAAUAAUGUCAGUAAAGUUAUUGUAUUAGUUUUUCUAUUGCUGUGUAAUAAUUACCACAAAGUAGUGUCUUAACACAACUUUGACCUAUUUAUUAUCUCAGUUUCUGUAGGUCUGAAGUCCAGCAGAGCAUGACUGGAUUCUCUCCUCAGGGUUUCAUUAGGUCAAAAGAAAGGUGUAGGAAGGGCUGCCUUCCUUACUGAAGUAGAAGAAUCCACUCCCAAGCUCAUUCAGAAUUCAGUUCCUUAUGGUUGUAGGAUUGAGGUUCCUUGCCAUCAAUCUCCGGGCCAAAAACGUCAGGCCAAGUCCUUCUCACAGUUUGAACCUCUCUGACCUACCCUUCUGUCACGUCUCUGACCUUAAAAAUUCUCUGAUUUUAAGGGUUCUUGUGAUUAGAUUGGGCCCACACAGAUAA